AUGGAUAUCGAGCAUUUGGAGGUUGAGAAACGAAAAGGACCGAGUAGACCUGGACCAUAUGAAGCGGUAGUUGCUCCUCAAUGGAAUGGAUUAUGUGGAUCAGAUAUGCAUAUCUACCUCACUGCGCUACUGGGAGAAGAAAAGAUGAAAGAGCCUUUUGUGUUAGGUCACGAAGCCUCUGGGAUUGUGGUGCAAGUGGGGGAGGAAGUGAGAGGGUUGAAAGUUGGUGACCGAGUCGCUCUAGAGCCCGGCGAAGGUUGUGGGAGAUGUGGAGAUUGUAAAAAAGGUGCAUACAACCAUUGCGACUCGAUGAGAUUCGCAGCUGCAGAUGGUCUGGAUGGGACAUUACAGGGACUAUAUAAACUACCGGCUGAUUUAUGUUAUAAAUUACCUGAGAUUUUAUCUUUGGAAGAGGGCGCUUUGACGGAACCAUUAGCAGUAGCUGUCAACGCCAUAAUCAACAUUGCCAAUUUACCUCAUUCCGCAAAUGUAGUAGUGUUCGGUGCGGGUCCAGGGGGAUUAUUGACGAUGUCGGUUGCCAAAGCUCUAGGUGCCCGUCGGGUCAUCGCCAUUGACGUCCAACAGCAGAGAUUGGAUUUCGCCAAGUCAUAUGUAGCAAGUGAUGUAUUCGUAGCUUCCAGAAUGGAGAAAGGAGAAUCGAAAGAAGUAUAUUCACAACGACACGCGAAAGAUAUCAAACGGUCGCUUGGCAUCACCGAUAGAGGUAUACAGUCCAUUGAUGUGGUGAUUGAUUGUUCAGCUGCUGAAGUCUGUAUGCAAACUGGCAUGUGGUUAUUGCGGAGAAAAGGAACUUAUGUCCAGGUCGGAUGUGGUCCUUUAUAUGUCAAUCUACCUAUGAGGAUCAUAGCCGAUAGGGAAUUAACCGUCAAAGGAUGCUUCAGAUAUGGUCCGGGAGUGUACCCCAUGGCCAUUGACCUAGUGUCAAGAGGUUUGAGGGAUCUCAAACCGUUGAUCACACACAAAUAUGAUUGGGAAGACGCAGUGAAAGCAUUCGAAACUACCAAAGCCGGUCAAGGAGAAGAUGGAAAGAUGGCUAUUAAAGUGAUGAUUGGUCCGCCUCCGAAAUUAUGA
Molecule: messenger RNA, 1092 nt
Organism: Kwoniella mangroviensis CBS 8507
Lineage: Eukaryota; Fungi; Basidiomycota; Tremellomycetes; Tremellales; Cryptococcaceae
Exons: 15
Coding region: 1-1092 (363 amino acids)
Biological process (GO): D-sorbitol catabolic process
Molecular function (GO): L-iditol 2-dehydrogenase (NAD+) activity; zinc ion binding
Source: RefSeq, a predicted model, not a curated record